This is a messenger RNA of Paramecium tetraurelia, 216 nucleotides long. RefSeq lists its product as uncharacterized. Lineage: Eukaryota; Ciliophora; Oligohymenophorea; Peniculida; Parameciidae. The transcript is spliced from 3 exons. The record is from RefSeq and is a predicted model, not a curated record.
AUGGGCAAUUCGGAAUCAAAUAAAAAAAAUGAUCCAAAUGGAUUGAAUGGACAGGAAAUAUCUGCUUAGUUGGAUCCUGAGUUGAGUCAAAGUUUAAAAGAUCUUGAUUCUUCAUUCUAAAUAUUAAUUGAAUCAACCAAUUAAAUUGGCACAAAGCUUAAUUCCAUUUUAGAAGGAAUGCAUGAAAAAGCAAGCAAAUUUCAAGAUAAAACCUGA